GCGUCCGCCCGGAGUUGUCCCUCUCACUCUCGAUUGACACAAACACUUCUCCAGAAGGGGGGGAAACCUAAGCAACAACAACAAUCAACAACCAGAUCUUCCUCCUUUCCUCCCUCUCUCCCUUCCCCCGCGGCCUGCCCCCGCCCCCUCCCCCAGGCCCACCGCAGGCUCCCAGGGCGUCCCGACCCGUUGCGCGAGGCCGACAGUUUAGGAUCCAAAGCUUCCCUACUCGUUUGGUUCUUCUCUUUUUAUAAAAAGAGGAGGGGAAAUUCCGGUGACGGGCAGCCCUGCACACACACACACCCGCCCUCAUACCCCGACAAAAGCAGAUGCACUUUGACUUCUGACAGCUCUACCUCAAGCCCGAGAGAACUCAGCGGCGCUUUCCCUGCAAGCCGAGCUCGCCGUGUCGUCCUCUUCCUUCUCCGACUCCGUUUUAUUUAUUUAUUUCCGUUCCCGUCGCCGUUCUCGGUGACCUUCACUCCUUCGCGGGCUCUGGGCAGAAGAGUCGCUUUCUCGCCCGCCUGAGACUCUUUCCUCGCCCCAGGAGCGGCGGCGGUGCUGCUGUGCCCCGGGGCCCCGGGACUGUCGGGCUGCACACUUCACCGAGGCGCCCCCCGACCCCCAUCAGCCUUCUCCCUCCCUCUGAUUUUCCGGCGCGGGUUUCGGUUUGCACUGCCAAGUGUGUCUCCCCAUUUUGGAGGGGCUGGGGAGUUCCUGCCGGUCAUCUUGGUGAAUCAUCCCCUCGGCUCUACCUGCGCUUCUCUCUCCGGGCCUCACCCGACCAAACCAAAGACCAUGGUGCACUGUGCCGGCUGCAAAAGGCCCAUCCUGGACCGCUUCCUCUUGAACGUGCUGGACAGGGCCUGGCACGUCAAGUGCGUCCAGUGCUGUGAAUGUAAAUGCAACCUGACCGAGAAGUGCUUCUCCCGGGAAGGCAAGCUCUACUGCAAAAACGACUUCUUCCGGUGUUUCGGUACCAAAUGCGCGGGCUGCGCGCAGGGCAUCUCCCCUAGCGACCUGGUGCGGAGAGCCCGGAGCAAAGUGUUUCACCUGAACUGCUUCACCUGCAUGAUGUGUAACAAGCAGCUCUCCACCGGCGAGGAGCUCUACAUCAUCGAUGAGAACAAGUUCGUCUGCAAAGAGGAUUACCUAAGCAACAGCAGCGUCGCCAAAGAUAACAGCCUCCACUCAGCCACCACGGGCAGUGACCCCAGUUUGUCUCCGGACUCCCAAGACCCGUCGCAGGACGACGCCAAGGACUCGGAGAGCGCCAAUGUGUCAGACAAGGAAGGCGGCAGCAAUGAGAACGACGACCAGAACCUGGGGGCCAAGCGGAGAGGGCCGCGCACCACCAUCAAAGCCAAGCAGCUGGAGACGCUGAAGGCCGCCUUUGCCGCUACACCCAAGCCCACGCGCCACAUCCGCGAGCAGCUGGCUCAGGAGACUGGCCUCAACAUGCGUGUCAUUCAGGUCUGGUUCCAGAACCGACGGUCCAAGGAACGGAGGAUGAAGCAGCUAAGCGCGCUGGGCGCCAGGCGCCACGCCUUCUUCCGCAGUCCGCGCCGGAUGCGGCCGCUCGUGGACCGCCUGGAGCCGGGCGAGCUCAUCCCCAACGGGCCCUUCUCCUUCUAUGGAGAUUACCAGAGCGAGUACUACGCUCCCGGAGGCAACUACGACUUCUUCCCGCAAGGCCCCCCGUCCUCGCAGGCUCAGACGCCAGUAGACCUGCCCUUCGUGCCGUCGUCCGGGCCUUCCGGGACACCCCUGGGUGGCCUGGAGCACCCGCUGCCCGGCCACCACCCGUCGAGCGAGGCUCAGCGGUUCACCGACAUCCUGGCGCAUCCUCCCGGGGACUCGCCCAGCCCCGAGCCCAGCCUGCCCGGGCCUCUCCACUCAAUGUCGGCCGAGGUCUUCGGGCCCAGCCCACCCUUCUCGUCGCUGUCGGUCAACGGCGGGGCGAGCUACGGAAACCACCUGUCUCACCCCCCCGAAAUGAACGAGGCGGCCGUGUGGUAGCGGAGUCGCGCACGAUACGCGGAGUUCGUGGUUGUACAGAAACGAACCUUUAUUUAAGAAAAACAGAAAAAAAAAAAGAAAAAAAACA
Aethalodelphis obliquidens (Pacific white-sided dolphin) is the source of this 2107-nucleotide messenger RNA. RefSeq names its product LIM homeobox 1 (gene LHX1). Lineage: Eukaryota; Metazoa; Chordata; Mammalia; Artiodactyla; Delphinidae. Gene Ontology annotation, cellular component: nucleus. The record is from RefSeq and is a predicted model, not a curated record. Gene Ontology annotation, molecular function: RNA polymerase II transcription regulatory region sequence-specific DNA binding; DNA-binding transcription factor activity, RNA polymerase II-specific; zinc ion binding. The coding region runs from base 799 to 2019 and encodes 406 amino acids. Gene Ontology annotation, biological process: regulation of transcription by RNA polymerase II; neuron differentiation. The transcript is spliced from 5 exons.